AUGGCAUACGUCCCGCCACACAGAUCAAGAGGAGAUUACGUUCCAAGAGACACGGGAAAUUCGUCCAGCAGAGGCGGUUUCUCAGGAAGAGGAGGAUUUUCAUCGAGAGGAGGCUUCAAUAGAGGCUCAGGAGGAGGAAACAGAGCAUUUGGAGGCUCAGGUUUCGGCAGAGGCAACGAUUCCCACAGAGGAGGUAGAGGAGGACACGGUUCUAGAUUCCAACCAGGUCUGGGUUCGUGGACUGACGGUGAACACAAGCCAGCAGAACACAAUGAGAGGCUUGAGUUGGAACUUUAUGGCAAGCCAGGUGACGCGCAAUUCCAAUCUUCCGGUAUCAACUUCGACAACUACGAUGAGAUCCCAGUUGAGGCUUCUGGAGAGGAUGUUCCUGAGCCAAUUUCCGAGUUCACUUCGCCUCCAUUGGAUCCACUGUUAGUUGAAAAUAUCAAGCUGGCAAGAUUCAACAAGCCAACCCCAGUUCAAAAAUAUUCCGUUCCUAUUGUGGCAAAUGGUAGAGAUUUGAUGGCCUGUGCUCAGACCGGUUCCGGUAAGACUGGUGGAUUCUUGUUCCCUGUCUUGUCCGAGUCUUACAAACACGGUCCUGUGCAAAACUCUCAAGCAGAGAACACCUUCGAUAGAAGAAAGGCUCAUCCAACCGCCUUGGUUCUUGCCCCAACAAGAGAGUUGGUCUCUCAAAUUUACGAGGAGGCCAGAAAAUUCGCCUACAGAUCCUGGGUCAGACCAGUUGUUGUUUACGGUGGUUCCGAGGUGUACGCCCAGAUGGAACAACUUAAACAAGGUUGUGAUCUUUUAGUCGCCACUCCAGGAAGAUUGAACGAUCUUUUGGAGAGAGGCAAAAUAUCUCUCAAAAACAUCAAAUAUCUUGUUCUCGAUGAGGCCGACAGAAUGUUGGACAUGGGAUUCGAGAUCCAGAUCAGAAACAUCAUCCAAGGUUGUGACAUGCCACCUCCAGCUGAAAGACAAACAUUGAUGUUCUCUGCCACCUUCCCUAAGGAAAUUCAAAUGAUGGCCAAGGACUUUUUGCACAACUAUAUCUUCUUGUCGGUGGGUAGAGUUGGAUCUACUUCCGAGAACAUCACUCAGAGAAUUCUCUACGUUGAAGAUGACGAAAAGAAGUCUAGUUUGCUUGAUAUCCUCACAGCUACUGAAGAAACUAUGUCCAACGGACUGACUCUGAUUUUCGUCGAAACCAAGAAGAUGGCUGACAUCUUGUCUGACUUCUUGAUCAACCAGGACUUCCCUGCUACCUCGAUUCACGGUGACAGAUCCCAAUACGAGAGAGAGAGAGCUUUGGAGAGCUUCAGAAGCGGAAGAACGCCGAUUUUGGUUGCCACUGCUGUUGCUGCCAGAGGUUUGGACAUUCCAAACGUGACCCACGUCAUCAAUUACGAUUUGCCAAAUGACAUUGACGACUACGUUCACCGUAUUGGUAGAACUGGAAGAGCAGGAAACACUGGUGUUGCUACUGCAUUCGUCAACAGAGGUAACAAGAAUGUUGUGAAGGAUCUUAUUGAGAUCUUGAGCGAGGCCAACCAAGAGGUUCCAGACUUCUUGACUGUCAUUGCCAGAGAGAACUCUAUGGGCAGAGGCCGUGGAAGAGGUGGAAGAAACCAAACCAGAGACUUCAGAAAGUACGGCGGCGGAGGAAGCUCCGGUGGCUACGGUAACGGUUACGGAGGCAGAUCAAAUUACGGAGGGGGAUACAACAACAGUUAUGGAAGCGGAGGAGGAUACAACAACUACGGUAGCUCCGCUGCAUCGGCAUCAUCUUCAUCAUCUCAAUGGUGGUAA
This is a messenger RNA of Ogataea philodendri, 1812 nucleotides long. RefSeq lists its product as uncharacterized. Lineage: Eukaryota; Fungi; Ascomycota; Pichiomycetes; Pichiales; Pichiaceae. Gene Ontology annotation, cellular component: nucleus. The record is from RefSeq and is a predicted model, not a curated record. Gene Ontology annotation, molecular function: RNA helicase activity; RNA binding; ATP binding. The transcript has a single exon. Bases 1 to 1812 code for a protein of 603 amino acids.